AUGUGGGUCAUUUACAUCACUUUCGUGAGGUUUUUGGCAGUGAUAACCUAUAUAAUGACCGGGCGACGUGUCCCUUCUCCAGGGGAUGUAUCAAAAGGUGGGCAUGGACCUGUACGUUCUCCAAGGGAUGUAUCAAGUGGUGGGCGUGGACGUAUCCCUUCUCCAGGGGAUGUAUCAAGUGGUGUGCAUGGGCGUGGGCGUGGGCGUGGGCAAGCAUCUGUCCCUAGUUGUGGACGUGGGCGUGCAUCAGAUUCUUGUGGUGGACGUGGGCGGGGUUCGGAGUCCGGUGGUGGACGUGGGUGGGGUUUGGAGUCUGGUGGUGGACGUGGGCGGGCGUCGUAG
This is a messenger RNA of Helianthus annuus (common sunflower), 342 nucleotides long. RefSeq names its product rRNA 2'-O-methyltransferase fibrillarin-like. The transcript is spliced from 2 exons. Bases 1 to 342 code for a protein of 113 amino acids. NCBI's taxonomy places the organism in Eukaryota, Viridiplantae, Streptophyta, Magnoliopsida, Asterales, Asteraceae. The record is from RefSeq and is a predicted model, not a curated record.